GUUAACUUGGGCCGCUUGAGGGCUCCGAGCGCUCCUGCACAAGAGGGUCUGUAUUACUCAAGCUUAAUAGUCAAUACUCCGUGAGUAUUGUAUUCGAAUUCUAUGCACAGAAUUUAGAUCAUAACCUUAAAAGUGUAGAUAAAUAUAUUGCGUUCCGUUCCGAUCCGCGAAUUAAAAAUUAAAACAUUAUAGAACGAACCAAUUAUAUUAUUAUAUCGACGUCCAUAAAAUGUCGAUGGAACUUUAAACAUAAGCGAAUAAGUUCAUACGAUUUACUAUGAUAUAAUACACGACUGUUGGCUGUGAGUACUAAAUUAAUUUUAAUCAGUCUUAUUGAACAAUGGCUAAGAAAAACCUUCGAAACAUUAUUAAAAAAAUGGAAUCGUCUAAUGUAUUGAUCAAUACUUCGAAUCCAUCUGAAUAUAAAGCGCCAAGUGCUUUCAUUCAAACUGAAGCUAACAAGGAUCCAGAACUCAUACCACACUGCUUCAGCUCGUUUUGUUAUUUGGGCCUAUUUGUGUGGCUCUUGUUGGAUAAAAACUACAAUUUAUUAAUUGAUCGCAACUCGACGAUUAUUAUUGUUACAUGUUAUGUAAUUGAAUUUGUCAAAUUUGCCUGUCAUUCUUAUCUAGUCAGUAGAAUAACAAAUCAAAUCAAGCCAAAAUCCAAUCCUAUAUUCUGGAUAUUUCAGUUUUUAAUUUCCACUGUGCUAGCAGUGGGUGUAUCAUAUUUAUUUUCAAUUCUCUUUGGUGCACCAUUGACUACUAAACAAGAACAAACUUUUGUAUUUUCAUUACUCGCAACAGCACUCAUAAUUACACCGACUGCUAUUCAACUAGGAUCAAAUAUAUUACCAUUACUGUUGACUGAUUGUUUUGAAACUGAAUUUGAUAAUAAUGUAGAAGUAUUUGAAAAGAACAAUUUCCGAGCAACAAUUUUAGGAGGGUUCAUUGGUGCAGCAGUAAUACCAUUCGACUGGGAAACUGAAUGGCAACGAUGGCCAAUUCCAUGUUCAGUUGGAUUAAUAGCUGGACAUUUAUUAGCUAAUGUUUAUGAAAUAAUAUGUUGGCAGUUUAAAACAUUGAAAAAAUAUUCUAUUAAAAAAAAUAAAUUUUGAUGUACAACUUGCUAUUAUGUAGGAAAUAAUAUGCCAUACAACAAAUUGAUUCUUAUUUCAUACUGAUUAUCAUUAUGUUGUACAAUUUAAAACUUAUUGUAACUUUUUUUUUUUUAUAUUUAACUUGAACAAUUAAUUAAAAUCAUCUAUAGCAGGGGUGGGCAACUGGCGAGCCGCAAACCUUUUUUAUCUGGUCCGCGCUAUAUUUUCAAAUUACAUCAUGCAAUUUUAAAGUCAAUCGUCUAUACUCUAUGCUAAAUUAAAAUGCAUACUUUGAAUGACCUUUAAGUUUUGCUCUCUAUACUCUGGCCCACUAAAUUUUAAUUUUCUAAAAAUUGGCCCUUUAAUAACUUUCAAUUGCUCAUCCCUGAUCUAUAGUAUAAAGAAUUAUCCAAUAAGUAUUAUUGGUAAUUUCAAAACACCAAUUAACACAAUGUAAUAAAUUCUUAAGAAUGCUAUUACAACAAUUGAAACAAAUAAUUAAUAUUCUCACAGCCAAUGUACUUAUUUAUAAAAACUACAGAUAUUCAUUUUAAGUUUUCGUAAAUAAUUAUCAAGUUAAAAAGGUAUGUUGGUACUUGGUAGUGUAAUGUUUAAUAAUAUGUAGUUUUGACUUGUAGCAUAACAUUAAGUGUGUUUUUUGUUCCUUGGGUUUUACUUAAAAAAAAGUAAUAAUUUAUGAGUUAAUUGUAAAUAUAACUAAUUAUUUAUUUUAUAAUUAUAAUGUUUAUUUGAAUACAAAUUUUAUAUUAUUUUAC
Messenger RNA from Rhopalosiphum maidis (corn leaf aphid), 1875 nucleotides. It is a transcript of the gene PIG-F, whose product is annotated as phosphatidylinositol-glycan biosynthesis class F protein. Bases 341 to 1117 code for a protein of 258 amino acids. The transcript has a single exon. Lineage: Eukaryota; Metazoa; Arthropoda; Insecta; Hemiptera; Aphididae. Gene Ontology annotation, cellular component: endoplasmic reticulum membrane. Gene Ontology annotation, biological process: GPI anchor biosynthetic process. The record is from RefSeq and is a predicted model, not a curated record.